Messenger RNA from Spinacia oleracea (spinach), 414 nucleotides. RefSeq lists its product as uncharacterized. The transcript has 4 exons. NCBI's taxonomy places the organism in Eukaryota, Viridiplantae, Streptophyta, Magnoliopsida, Caryophyllales, Amaranthaceae. The record is from RefSeq and is a predicted model, not a curated record. The coding region runs from base 37 to 414 and encodes 125 amino acids.
UGGGGUGGUUUGGCAUAUAGCCACCUCUUGUAUGAAAUGGGGCGGGCCUCCCGGACUGCACUGGGGAGUAACCCGAGCAUGGCUGCUCUGUGGAGCGUGCUGGAGAUUUGGAUCUAUGAGCACUUUCCGACUUUGGCGCCGGAGCGUACUAGAGAUGCGGCUUACCCGUAUGCUGCCUCUUGGAUAGGAGCGGUGCGCGUUGGUGCGUCCCUGGUGGCUUCUCGCAGAGCUUGGAGAGUUUUACCUGCUGAUAGGGUGGUAUGGCGUCCUUUUGCCAACGCGGUUGUACCUGCCUCAGCUGCUCGUGCCCAUUUCCUGUCUUGGCGGCGGGUUUUGCUUCCAGGGGUGUACCUCCAUAUGUGGUAUCUGGGGGAGCGGGUGUUGCUCCUGAGUUCUUUAGUCCGAACGGCAUAA